GAUACCCCUUGAACUUCCAAAGAGCUUCCUAUGAAUAGCAACAACUAAUAUAAAUAACAAUAUAACAGCAAAAUAUUUAGCCCAGGCUACUCUCGGAUACAAUAUGUAUUGUUAGUCUAUUGCCGUUUUUACUUCAUGAAUCCCUUGCGCACCGUUUUUGUGUGUUUCGUGUAAGAUGAGCUCGUACGUAGCAAACAACAUUUUUAAGGAGCAAACGCACGAGGCAUCCUCCUUUAACACCAUGAAUAGUUUUGGCAGUUAUGGCUCUCUCUCUUCCCUCCAUCAAGCCAAUUAUGCCUAUAACGGAGGUCUUCAUUUCAACGGAACAUUCACCUCCUCUGAUUCCACUGCGAACUCUCUGAAACGAGAAGAGAUGGAAACUAGCCUGCGAGGCAAUACGGACACUCAACCUCCACCACGACUACAGUCUUGCUCAGCUGCGAGCUCCCGGAACUCCGUGCAAAACUGCCUUCGUGAUGGGAUACUGAGCAAAGGGACUGGAAGGCCAAUGGAAGUGGUCGAAAACCCUAUGACUGAAGAAAACGCAAUCAAAGUCGAAACUAUGCAACCCGUGAAAUGUCAAAACCAUUCGAAGAAGCACCAAGACAGUCAACAGCAACCGCAGAUUUUUCCCUGGAUGACAAAACUACACUUGAGCCACGAAUCAUCUGACGGUAAACGCUCUCGAACCAGUUACACCCGCUACCAGACUCUGGAGUUGGAGAAAGACUUCCAUUUCAACCACUACCUCACCCGUCGCAGGCGCAUUGACCUCGCCAAUUCCCUCUGUCUGAACGAGAGGCAAAUCAAAAUUUGGUUCCAGAAUCGACGUAUGAAGUGGAAGAAGGAUUCGAAACUGAAAUCAAAGGACUCAAUAUAAACAUGGAGUUGAUGACUGAUCUGGAGACGAACUGCUAAAAGAAGUAUGCAGAGGGAGACCAUUAUUCGAAACGAGAAGGCCGUUUUCAUAAAUCAGCACUUGUGUUACGGACUAUUACAUUAUUAGCAUAUUACGUGUUUGUAACUUUACAUGUGGACUUUUAUUCUUUGCUUGAUGGAUGUAAAAAAUGGAAGGAAAAUAUUGAACAAAAAUAUAGUAAUGUGUUGUCUAAAUGUAAAGAUUGUGUAAAGACCUUUGGAAGUCUUAGGGAGGAGCUGUGGACUAUAAGGCCACUCCCUCUUUCAUGUUUCAAUGCGAAUACACGAACAUUCUGCCUAUUCUUUUAUCCUUGAGAUAAUAAUUAAGAACAUGUCAGUGAGUGAUCCUGAGUGGUAAUACAAUCAAAGCGAGGAGACCUAACUGUUCGUGUCUCUUAUAAUGACGAACAUUUUUUAUUUUAUUAAAUGUCUUAAAAUUCAUAUUUGGGCGCUGAGUGACUUUGUUGUAUUCGGGUUUACAGCAAACAGACGGUUAACUUUUUGAACUAUGGAUUAUGUCCAACCAAAUAUGUAAGACUUUCGUGAUGGUAUUUGAGGACAGCACCCAUACCUAUAGGCCUACCAUUCCAUGUCUUAAUAUAUAUAUAUAUACAUAUAUAUAUAUGUUCGCAGUUGUCUGAACCAAUCGAAACAGUGUACAUAUUGAAUAAUCUGCCACCCCCAUAGAUGCACAAUAAUUGCAUAUGUACAGAAGGCCUAUUGUACAAUUGUCUGAAUAAGCUUGUGAUUCAAUCAAAACGCUUACAGGUGUUGAGAAAACGUUUGAAUAAACCUCCCAUACCGUAUUACCAGCA
This is a messenger RNA of Oncorhynchus tshawytscha (Chinook salmon), 1733 nucleotides long. Its product is annotated as homeobox protein Hox-C5a. The transcript is spliced from 2 exons. Gene Ontology annotation, cellular component: nucleus. The record is from RefSeq and is a predicted model, not a curated record. Gene Ontology annotation, biological process: regulation of transcription by RNA polymerase II; anterior/posterior pattern specification. Bases 176 to 880 code for a protein of 234 amino acids. NCBI's taxonomy places the organism in Eukaryota, Metazoa, Chordata, Actinopteri, Salmoniformes, Salmonidae. Gene Ontology annotation, molecular function: DNA-binding transcription factor activity, RNA polymerase II-specific; RNA polymerase II cis-regulatory region sequence-specific DNA binding.